AUGUGUGAUAAAAUGAUGCAUAUCCGGCCUGGUAAGGUGCCGUUGACGAAUGAUCGCUUGGUGGUGUGUGACUGUCAAUACGUCUGGUAUAUGAGGUGCAGACGGCGUGCACAUCAUCCAGUGCCAUGUGAAUUUGCCAACUAUUAUUACGAUUUUCUCCGAAGAAUCGGUGAUAAUGAUAAGGUAGAGCUUAACGUUGUGAAUGCGAAAAAAUGUUCGAAUUGCGCUUUCGGUUAUCAACGCUAUAAAGGAUGCAGAUAUGUGCAAUGUCCUGCAUGCAGCACUCCUUUUUGCGAUGAUUGUGGCGCAAUAGUGAAAUAUCUCGAAAGGCAUGAAUGUCAAAAGGAUGCUCCAGAACGAAUUCUGCUAAUUGAUGUGCUUCCGAACAAUAACAGCGCAAUGACGGGACUGUACCAGAAACUUCUGUGGCAUUAUCGCCUCGUAUACUAA
Gongylonema pulchrum is the source of this 450-nucleotide messenger RNA. The record is from the annotation of a GenBank genome assembly. Lineage: Eukaryota; Metazoa; Nematoda; Chromadorea; Rhabditida; Gongylonematidae.